Rotaria sp. Silwood2 is the source of this 468-nucleotide messenger RNA. The record is from the annotation of a GenBank genome assembly. NCBI's taxonomy places the organism in Eukaryota, Metazoa, Rotifera, Eurotatoria, Philodinida, Philodinidae.
AUGUCAGCCUACUCAAAUUUACUUGGACUCUAUCCUACAUCAAAGGAAAAAUUGGAUCUUAUACUAUCAGAAAUAGAACAGGAUAACAAGUGGCCAGAAGUUUUGCCAUGGCAACCAAUUCCCGUACAUACCGUACCAAAAUCAAUUGAUUAUGCAUUGUACAAUAAAACUUCAUCAUGGACAAAUACUUUUGUACUUUCUCAACUUCAACAAAUCGCUGAUUUUUCAUUUUAUUAUCUUUUCAAUUCAUUUGAGACAAAUAAAAUUAUAGCAGGUCCAAUUAUUGGCAAUAUUAUGGAAAACAUAGAAAAUUUGAUCUUAAAUGAAUCCACUGGAUGGAAAGCUAAAAUUUACUCAGGACAUGAUGCAACAAUUGUUCCAAUAUUAUCUUAUUUUCAAGCUAAUUAUAUUCAUCAACCAGUAUAUUGUAGUACACUUUUCUUUGAUUUAUAUCAUAUACCAGGUUAA